Talaromyces proteolyticus is the source of this 6954-nucleotide messenger RNA. Its product is annotated as putative Ccr4-Not transcription complex subunit. NCBI's taxonomy places the organism in Eukaryota, Fungi, Ascomycota, Eurotiomycetes, Eurotiales, Trichocomaceae. The coding region runs from base 1 to 6954 and encodes 2317 amino acids. The transcript has 6 exons. The record is from RefSeq and is a predicted model, not a curated record. Gene Ontology annotation, molecular function: molecular adaptor activity. Gene Ontology annotation, biological process: nuclear-transcribed mRNA catabolic process, deadenylation-dependent decay. Gene Ontology annotation, cellular component: CCR4-NOT core complex; P-body.
AUGACAUUCCCUCCCCCUCCCCCUUCCACCCAAUCAUCGAUUGCUUCUGGCACCGAGAAACCUUCGGCAGCAAGGUUGUCGAGGCCCCAACAGUCAGUCUGGGGCACCCCUGCCUCUCAGUCAGGUCUCCGUCGCGGCCUGACUCCGCUCACGACAACCAACUUUUCAUCCUCCACAACAGCCGCUGCUCCUUCCCGAAGGCCACCCCAGUCGAAUAGCCCGGGUGCAGGAAUUUCGGCACCGUCUCCUCUGUCUUCCACAUUCUCAGCUGUUCUCAGUUCAACCAAUCGUUCGCACACUCGCUUACACUCGCAGCCACACACCUUGCAGUCCGUCUCCUCUCCAAAGUCUAGAGCCCUGACACCGUCAGCGGGCUCUCAGCUGGCUUCUACCGCAGGAAAUAUCUCGGGAGGAGGAGGCAGUGGGGGAGGUGGUGGGUUGGGAUCCUCUAGAGGAGUCGCCUUCUCUCCACUCUUGUCAGGAACGACAGUGAAUUCUCCAACCGGGAUUCCCCUUGAUAAACCAGGCUCGAGCAUCAGCUCCAGUCAAUCGUCCCUCGCGAAAAUUUCCAUUGCGCAAGUAUAUCUCCUUCUAGAUUCUAUUACAGACAAGGAAGGGAAAGAGAAGUGGGAAACGAAAGCUGCACAAAUCCACAAGCUGGUGGAUUCCAACGGCAUGGAGGUCUUUUCCAAAUAUUUCCGUCGCCUUCUGACAGGCAAUUCUCCUCAAAUAUUUCCAGGAAUAAACAAGGCCGUAGAGAAUGCUGGAAAUUAUCCACUUCUCGUCCAAGAGAUGCACAAGGUGUCCCAGGACCUAGAUCAGGCACAAAAAAUCGCAGAAACUAUCGACACUUCAGACGGCGAUAUAUUUCGAGACUUUGAUCUAUCAACGUUUUUGGAUCACUUCAAACUUGAUGCCAUUCUCAAAGUGUCGCUGUCAUUGGCUUUUAAAUUUGCAAACAAGUCGGAUUUGCGUGCCAAAGCUGAUGCUAUCUUGACAAAUACUGUUCCCCAAUUUCUGCAUAGCUUGCUGAAUCCUACCGAAUCAACAAAAGAUUUCAGUGCCCCAUACCUUGGUCUCACUCUUGAACGAUUUAUCCUGUUCCCCCCGCGCAAUUUUAGCGAUGAGGUGAAAACGACCCUCGUACAGGCUGCUACUAUGCGUUAUCGGAACCUCGGAAUCGAAAUUCCAUUGGAAAUAUACAAUGCGCUGCAAAUGUUCGAUUUCAGCAAUCCACGACUGACCAUUAUCCGACAGCUUCAUUCCAAGGGCCCCAAAGCCACAGCCACCCAAGAUGCUGUGAAUGAGGCCAUGACGUUAGCUGGGCCCGAAAGUUGGGAAGAAGAGCAUUUUGGACAUGCACUGCUCUUUAUGUUGUUGUCGCAGAAUGCCCAACAUUAUUCGUUGGAGGUAUUCCUUCGAGCUGUUAAGGCACAUUAUGGCGACAAGCCCAUCAACUGGCCACUUAUCUUGCGUGUGUUUGAUCGCGAAUCUUUGAGGAUUACGUCGGGACAAUUCACCAAGCUAUACUCAUCACUUUUGAGCAUAGCAGCCGAUGAUUCUGACUUGGACGUUCAAAAACUUUGGGGUGGUGAUUGGGAGCAUCGACAGACUCAUAUCUCCUUUUUAACAGCCUAUCUCACCUCACGUAUUGAUCCAUCAGAAAUACCCAAUUUCAGAGAGGCCUUCCCUUCGGAUUUGUUUGAGGAUGCUUCUGAUGCUGUACGCAUGCAAGCGGAGAUUGCUGAGAAAUCUCCGAUCCGAUCUUUGGAUGCAAUUAAAGCAGUCUUUGAUUUGGCUCUGUUCUCGCAAGCAUCUUGGAAUGCCCCAGAAAGCGGCUCCUUGAUCAAAAUCGUUUUGUCCCAGGACCUACCUGUGUUUCUGCUUUCUUCAAUGGUGAUACCGCAACCCUGGACACCUAUCCAACAGAGCUUAGUGUUACGUACACUUGCCUUCUUUAUAUUGAGACAAGAAGAGGGAUAUCAACUCGCGUUAUAUGGUGUAUGGAAGCAAGAUAGCCAAUGGCUUGCCGAGCAACUCUUCACUAUGUUUACCCAGGAUCCGACUUCGACGGCUCCAAUUUACGAAAACGCUGUCGAAUAUGGUUGGUUGGACUACCUUUUGGGAUUUACUAAUGGUCUUGCACUUGAUCUUGCUUCUCUCGCACAUCGCAAAGGGGAUUUUGAUCUUGAAAAAUGGGUUCGCAAUGCCGCUCAAAAAGGGCCUAUGGACAUGGGCAGCCUACUUUCUAAAUUUUUACGAAUUAAAGCUGAAGAUGAACUUCGCGUGCAGCGAACGGAGCAAGCUGCACCGCAAAUGGUUAGCCUUGCUGUCAAGACGGUUUACACAUUGCUUUCCAUUUUGGAGGAAUAUGUUGGUGAUCGCGAAAACCUGACCCCUGUUCAACGAAUUUGUGUCCAAACAUACCCCAGGCUCAUCAACUACGGUGAGGGGUUUGACGAAAUCAUCGAUAUAAACAGCCAGAACGGCAAUGCUAUCCCUAAAGCCAUUGAUGAGCAAAUGCAAGAGCUUUUUGGCAAGAUGUAUCAUGAAGAGCUGUCCCUGCGCGAAAUGUUAGAACUGAUGCGACGGUAUAAAACAUCGCGUGAACCUGCCGAGCAGGACCUUUUCACCUGCAUGGUCCAUGGGCUCAUUGACGAAUACCAUUGCUAUCACGAGUACCCACUAGAGGCUCUUACUAAGACAGCUGUCAUGUUUGGAGGCAUCAUCAACUUCCGACUUAUUGAUGGCAUUCCGUUGAAAGUCGGGUUAGGUAUGAUUCUAGAGGCGGUACGAGAUCACCAGCCCCAUGAUCCAAUGUACAAUUUUGGCGUCGAAGCUAUAGAGCAAUUGAUGAGCCGAUUGCCGGAAUGGGUGGGGUUUUGUCACCUGCUGCUGCAAAUACCAUCCCUACAUGGUACUCCUAUUUCUCAAAAAGCAGAAGAAGUGUUGAGAGAACAGGGCCACCAGGCUGCGGAUGAGACAAGUCCAAUAAGAAUAAAUGGAGGAGUUGACGCCCAAGCCAUCACGAAUGGUGCUUUGGACGAAAGUGAUGCAUCUCGCACGUUUCGCUCAGUACAUAUUGAUCCUCCUUUACGUCCAGAGAUUUAUGAAGAUCCCGACGAAGAGAUCCAAGACAAGAUUCUUUUUGUUCUAAAUAACGUAUCGGAACAAAACAUUCAAGAGAAACUGCGUGACUUGAAAGAUGUGCUCAAAGAUGAGCAUCAUCAGUGGUUCGCUGCGUAUCUUGUCGAGCAACGUGCCAAGUUGCAACCCAAUUUUCAACAAUUAUACCUUGACCUCUUAGGCCUUAUCGGCAAUCGGACACUUUGGUCGGAAGUUUUACGAGAGACAUAUGUCAGUUCCAUUCGUUUACUCAAUGCGGAAUCCACCAUGAGCUCUUCAACGGAACGUAGCCACCUCAAAAACUUGGGUGCAUGGCUUGGGCUGUUGACGAUUGCCAAGGAUAAGCCUAUUAAGCAUAAAAACAUUUACUUUAAGGAACUUCUCAUGGAAGGCUAUGAUAGUCAGCGUCUCAUGGUGGUUAUCCCAUUCACAUGCAAGGUGCUCCUUCAGGCAGUUCGAUCAACCGUUUUCAAACCUCCAAAUCCUUGGCUUAUGGACAUACUCGGCCUACUCGUGGAGCUUUAUCACUAUGCUGAACUCAAACUCAAUCUAAAAUUUGAGAUUGAGGUUCUCUGCAAAGACCUCGAUCUCGACCACAAAACGAUUGAACCAGCAUCCGACAUCAGAAAUCGGUCUCAGCAAGGUGAAGAUGUACUCUCAACAGCUAAUAUACCAGAAGGCUUAGAGGUGUUUGAGGACCUGUCUUUAGCCAGUAUGAACCAAGGUAUUAGGACUGAGAGACUGUCCCCUGCUGCUCUAUUGUCUAGCCUCCCAAGCUUGGAUAAGAUUCUGGUAUUUCCAUCAUCUGCAAGUAGUAUGAGUGACCCCAAUAUCCUUCGACAGAUAGUGCACACUGCAGUUGAACGUGCCAUUGCCGAGAUAAUCACGCCAGUUGUGGAACGAUCAAUCACUAUUGCAUCCAUAUCCACCGUUCAGCUCAUUUCCAAGGACUAUGCCAUGGAACCAGAUGAAGAAAAGGUACGACAUGCUGCAAGAACAAUGGUUCGACAACUCGCUGGCAGCUUGGCUCUCGUUACGUGCAAAGAGCCUUUGAAAAUGAGCAUGACAAACUACAUUCGGGUAAUGGAAAAGGAGUAUCCUGAGCAGCCCAUGCCUGAGGGAACGAUUUUAAUGUGUGUAAAUGACAAUCUCGAUGCUGCUUGCGGCAUUGUUGAAAAGGCUGCUGAGGAGAAAUCAAUCCCUGAAAUUGAGAAAGUGAUAGAGCCACAACUGGAAGCUCGUCGCCGUCACAGGGCAACAAGACCAAAUGAGCCUUUUAUAGACCCAUCGAUGAACCGAUGGGGUCUUCUCAUCCCGGAACCUUACCGGCAAGUUCCUGGUGGCUUAAACAAAGAGCAGUUGGCAAUCUACGAAGACUUUGCUCGUCAAUUCAGGGGGCCAACUUCAACUCAUCUCCAAAGUGCGUCAACUGAUUCUGGCCGACAGUUGCCGGAUGUACUUCAAGAGUCAUAUCCAGCAAUUCCAAACCUUUCAACCCCUGCAGAACCCCCUGCAGUUCCACUUCAAACAUCUCAGACUCAGCAAGAGGGCCGUUUACAGCAAUCCGCACUAAGCACCCAAUCUCAACUAAACGGUUUCAUGGAAGCUCAGAGUCCCCGUGAAAAGGUGGAAAGCCUGAUUGUUGGUCUUCAGCAAGACACUCGGAAUGCUCCUGAGGAACAUAUUAAGGACCUUGGACGUGAUAGUGCAGUCAUUCUAGGCUACAACCAAAUCCUACGCAGCAUCAUUGCUUCUCCGAAUGGCGAGGAUUUUGCAAGGUUAACAUGCUUGAAGAUAUGUAAUAAUCUCUACUCUCAAACGGAGGGUCCAUUAGAGAUUGAGGUGCUGGUGAACUUGCUUGCUAAGAUCUGUGAUAUGUCGUCAAUCGUGGCAAGAUAUACUUGGGCAAUUCUGUCUGAUGUUAAUGACGAGCACAUGUUCAAUGUUCCCGUCACAGUUGCUCUAAUUGAUGCUGGGCUGCUCGAUCUGCGACGCGUAGACAUGCUACUGACCAAAUUAAUCCUUCAGAAGGAUAACAGUGCCUUGGAUCUUUUGGCCAGUGUUCUGGACCGUGUCCUGUUCAAUGACGAGCCUUCCGUAUUGAGGUCAGACUUUUCUGGCAGUCUGGAGGCCAUGAACCAGUGGCUCGUCGAGGAUCCAACCUUGUCAGUUGCAACAGAAAUGGUACGCAAGCUACGUGAGUCGGGUAUACCGGAAGUUGUCAACCCUCUCCUGAACGACAAAGCCAGGUCGAAGCGCGAUCAAAUGGAGUACAUUUUCAGCGAAUGGAUCGGCGUCUACAAGUUCCCUGGUGCCACCGACCGUACCUACCAUUCGUUUCUCAAGGAUCUUCAUAACAGACAGGUCAUGAACAGUCAGGAGGACUCAGCCCUAUUUUUCAGGCUCAGUAUCGAUAUCUCCGUAGCUAUGUUUGAGCACGAGUCGCAAAACCCUAACGGCAGCCUCGACGAAGCAUUUUUGUAUAUUGAUGCCCUUGCCAAAUUGAUUGUCCUGCUUGUCAGAUAUCAAGGUGAGAGCCCUGGUGCAGUGAGGGCCAGCAAACACGUCUAUCUUGAUGCUAUCCUUUCCCUCCUAGUCUUGGUUUUGAAUCACCACCAAGUCAUGCGAGGCGAUGCUUUCAACCAACGCGUCUUUUUCAGACUCUUUUCAAGCAUACUAUGUGAAUAUACAAUGUCCGGGUUGUCGUCAAGCGACCAACAUCAAAAUAUGAUGUUCGCAUUCGCUAGUAGAUUCUUGACUUUGCAACCAAAAUAUGCCCCAGCAUUUGUGUAUGGCUGGCUUUCACUCAUUUCUCAUCGUGUCUUUAUGUCUGGAAUGUUGAAUAUGCCCGAUGAAGCGGGAUGGGGGCUGUAUUGUGAAAUCAUGCAAGCACUUCUUUCAUACAUGGGAGAACAACUGAAACCAGUAUCAGUGACAUAUGUUGCUAAGGACUUAUACAAGGGGGUGCUAAGAAUUCUUUUGAUUUUGCACCAUGACUUCCCCGAAUUUGUCGCGGAGAAUCAUUUCCAAUUCUGCAACGUGAUUCCAGCACACUGUGCCCAGCUGCGUAAUCUCAUUCUCAGUGCAUACCCGUCCUCUUUCCAUAAGCUUCCCGACCCUUUCCGCGAGGGACUGAAGGUGGAACGCUUGGAGGAGAUGCGUGAGGCUCCAAAGAUUACCGGAGAUAUUGUCGCCCCUCUACAACAGUCCAACAUCAAGAGUGCGGUGGACUCGGCCCUUAAGGGUAGCACGGGUAGCGAAUCUAGCAUUCAAACAAUCUGUGACGCUCUGUACAACCCAAGAGUCAAAGAAACAGGCCUUUUCUUGUCCCCAAUCAAUGUCGAUAUUGUCCUGAUCAAUGCAAUGGUGUUAUACAUUGGCCAACAGGCGGUCUCAUCAGGUGGAACUCACGCUGGAAACCGGGCUGCUUUCGAUGACUCUCCUCACUCCCUCUUACUUGAGAGACUGGCGAAGGUUCUUCACCCCGAAGCUCGUUACUAUUUGCUGAGUGCUAUGGCAAAUCAACUGCGAUACCCUAAUAGCCAUACCUACUACUUUAGCUUUGCUAUCCUGCAGUUGUUUGGCGUUGAUUACUCCGAGCAACAAGAUUCGGACAUUCGCCAGCAGAUCAUCCGAGUCUUACUUGAACGCCUCAUUGUACACCGGCCGCACCCAUGGGGCUUAAUCAUUACUUUGCAAGAGCUUCUUCAGAAUCGAAGCUACACCUUUUUCCGACUGCCAUUUAUCCAAGCGGCGCCCGAGAUUGGCCGCCUUUUUGAUGCCCUUCUACAACAUAUUCAGCAGCAGAGCCCACGGGCUCUUUCUUAG